This is a messenger RNA of Thalassophryne amazonica, 2375 nucleotides long. It is a transcript of the gene sdad1, whose product is annotated as SDA1 domain containing 1. The coding region runs from base 113 to 2179 and encodes 688 amino acids. NCBI's taxonomy places the organism in Eukaryota, Metazoa, Chordata, Actinopteri, Batrachoidiformes, Batrachoididae. Gene Ontology annotation, biological process: ribosomal large subunit export from nucleus; ribosomal large subunit biogenesis. The record is from RefSeq and is a predicted model, not a curated record. The transcript has 22 exons. Gene Ontology annotation, cellular component: nucleolus.
UGUUGCGUAAUACGAAUGGCAGCCUGGAUAGCGGCCACGCUUACUUUGUAAAAAAUAUAUAUACUUUUUUAUUGCGGGUUAACUGCAUAAUUGUAAACCGUAAGAUUCAGUUAUGUCUGGAAGACAAGGCAACAAAUUACCCAGCAAUCUGCCACAACUGCAGAAUCUUAUAAAACGAGAUCCAGAGUCAUACGUUGAGGAGUUUUUGCAGCAGUAUCGGCACUACCAGUCUAAUGUUCAGAUCUUCAAACUUCAGCCUGAUAAACCCAAUAAGGAGCUGGCUGAGCUCGUCAUGUUUCUGGCCCAGAUUAGUCACUGCUACCUGCAGCAUCUGUCCACCUUUCCCCAGGAGCUGUCUGACUUGUUACUGAGUCAGCACACAGUCUUGGAGCCGGACCUCCGCAUGACGUUCUGCAAAGCCUUGAUUCUCCUGAGGAAUAAAGAUCUGAUCAACCCAUCAGGCCUGCUGGAGCUUUUCUUUGAGCUGCUGCGAUGUCAUGACAAACUGCUCCGGAAGACGCUGUACACUCACAUUGUAGCAGAUAUAAAAAGCAUUAAUGCUAAGCACAAAAACAACAAAAUCAACACAACAUUGCAAAACUUCAUGUACACCAUGCUGAGAGACAGUAAUCCCACAGCAGCAAAGAUCUCUUUAGACGUGAUGGUGGAGCUUUACACGAGAAACAUUUGGAAUGAUGCCAAAACAGUGAAUGUCAUUACAACCGCAUGCUUCUCCAAAGUCACAAAGAUCCUCGUUGCAGGUCUUAAGUUCUUUCUGGGCAAAGAUGAGGAUGAGAAGAAUGAGAGUGAUUCUGAAUCUGAGACAGAAGGCGUGUCAGCCAGAGACCUUAUGGUGAAAUAUUCCACUGGCAAGAAAACCUCCAAAAACAAGAAGAAGCUGGAAAGGGCAAUGAAAGUCCUCAAGAAACAGAAGAAAAAGAAGAAAGCAGACGUUUUCAAUUUCUCUGCAAUUCACCUGAUUCAUGAUCCUCAAGAUUUUGCAGAGAAACUCUUGAAACAGCUGGAGGCAUCGAAAGAGCGUUUUGAGGUGAAGAUGAUGAUGAUGGAGCUCAUCUCCAGACUAGUGGGAAUCCAUGAGCUGUUCCUCUUCAAUUUUUAUCCCUUUAUUCAGAGGUUUCUUCAGCCUCAUCAGCGAGAAGUGACAAAGAUUCUGCUGUGUGCUGCUCAGUCGUCUCAUCAACUCAUCCCUCCAGAGAUCAUUGAACCUGUGAUCAUGACCAUCGCCAAUAACUUUGUCACAGAUAGAAACUCUGGAGAGGUCAUGACGGUGGGUAUCAAUGCUAUCAAGGAGGUGGCGGCACGCUGUCCACUUGCCAUCACUGAAGACCUGCUGCAGGAUCUGGCUCAGUAUAAGACGCACAAAGACAAGAAUGUGAUGAUGUCUGCCAGAGGACUGAUCCAGCUGUUCAGGAAUCUUAAUCCACAGAUGCUGCAUAAGAAGGACAGGGGUAAACCCACAGAGGCAUCAGCGGAAGCCAAGAUUAAAGAGUACGGGGAGCUUGAAGCUAAGGAUUAUAUUCCUGGAGCUGAAGUCCUGGAAGUGGAGGAGGAGAAGAAGGAAAAAGGAGAGGAGGACAAAGAUGGCUGGGAGACUGCCAGUAUUAGUGACGACAACAAAGACGGUGAAUGGGUGGACAUUCACCACUCAUCUGACGAAGACACAGGAGAAGUUGCAGAGAAGCUUCAGAGUAUGCCAGCAGAGGAAAGAAAAGCCAAGGCAGCAGCGGUUAGUGGCAGUAGACUCCUCACUCAAGACGAUUUUAAGAAGAUCCGUCUGGCCCAGUUGUCCAAGGAGGUCAACGCCGCUCCAGGAAAAGGCCAGAAGAGGAAGAAUGUGGACAGUGAUGAGGAGGGAGACAGCAGAGGGGAGCUGCUGACAUUGAGGCAUAUUGAAAAACUGCAUAAGAAACCGAGAGCAGACAAGGAAACACGACUGGCAACAGCAAUGGCAGGACGGAGUGACAGAAAGGAGUUUGUGAAGAAGCGGACCAAGCUGAACCCACAUGCCAGCACCAGCAAUAAGGAAAAGAGGAGGCAGAAAAACUUCAUGAUGAUGAAACACAGUCAUAACGUCAGAACCAAAGGCAAACGCUCCUUCAGAGAAAAACAGCUUGCUCUGCGUGAUGCACUCCUGAAAAAGAGGAAGCAGCAUAAGUAGGCAGUAAAGUUACAUUCGCAGUAUUGCUGGCGACCUGGAUUUUUUGCGAACACCAAACCAGAUCUUUGACUGUGUAAAAUAUUGUACAUCCUACAACUCGCUUGUAAUUUAUCACGUGGCUGAUUUAUUAUUUACAGUGGAAGCAUAGACUGCCUUCAUUUGCACUGUUCUCUAAUAAAUGUAAUGAUUUUCUGAA